Molecule: messenger RNA, 1258 nt
Organism: Dreissena polymorpha
Lineage: Eukaryota; Metazoa; Mollusca; Bivalvia; Myida; Dreissenidae
Exons: 2
Coding region: 60-908 (282 amino acids)
Source: RefSeq, a predicted model, not a curated record
UAACAGUCGUAUGCUUUCUCACAUAACGUUAAAAUUCACUGAUAACAACUACAUAAAAAAUGCCGCCUGGAUUGAACGGACGUGUCUGUAUAUGCGUCUGCCUGGUUUUAACAUGCCUUCACUCAGCUUUGGUGUCCGCAAUAUGUGUAUUCCAGGAGACCAAUGAAAUAAUUUUUACGCCUUGUAGUUGGAGCCAAUGGAUGUCAUGGAAUUGCAGCCGGUGUUACAACCCAGGCCCGACCCUCGGACCGAAGUUUGUGUUCCGUAACCGCGGCCUCUGUUGCCUGGAUACCAAAGAUCUAGACGCUUGUCUCAGUAGCUGUAACUUUACCAGAGCCGACGGUGAAGAUCAAGCACCAUGUUUGCCGCAUUGCUCGAACACAUCACAUCAAUCAAGUACUGGUGCAGUAACCAUACUCUCUACGGGACCGUCUACGCUUCCUAGUACAAUCCCAAUAGCCAACCUAUCGACCGAACCAUCGCAACCUGACCCGACAGCAAAGCCACAGAUGCCGAAUCACGGAAAUACGAGCCUUGGUUCCGGACAUUACAACGGACUUGCCGCCGAGAUUGAGACCUCCUCGAAUAGAGGGGCCUCUUGCUCUUUUGGGCAAUGGAGCCGUAUCGAAUAUUUACCUGAUACACCGGUAUCUGUGUGCCGAACUUUCGAAAUUCUAACUACGUUUGUAAUUCUUGCGUUCCUGUACGCCAUCUUUAUGACGUCAUAUCAUCUGUACAUGCGUCACCUGAAGGCAGAACACAAGAUCGACAACUCUGCCGACGACAAUCAUGCCCCUGGACCGGCAAAAAGGACCUUUUUGAUGAUGAAAGACCGCGUGCAGGGAAUGUGGGCCUCUGUCGCAAAAACUCCUCAAAUCCAACCGGAAAUUUCACUGGAAGACGCAUGAAGUGUUUGACUCAUUCGUACAAAAUGAUAUGAACGCUUUGCAACUGGAACAUUUAAAUCCAAGUUUCAUGUAACCGCAUUUUUUAAAAAGUAAAUGCUGGUUCUAAAAGACAAUGUUUGAUUUUAACUUGCAUUAACAUUUGUAUAUUGUAUAAUAUAAUGCCUUCGCUGUUUCUUUGAUGUGUUGUUGUGUUUUCUAUACUAGAAGUGUUUGAACCAAAAUUAAAUGUAAAAUUAGAAUCGUUAUAUGCAAUGCUAUUCAAUAUUCUGGCAAUUAAUCAUGAACGUAAUACAUGUAUAUAGUGCAUAUACUAAUUUGCAACGGUUUUAUUAAAUUCAAACUGUUUUGUA